Falco peregrinus (peregrine falcon) is the source of this 6049-nucleotide messenger RNA. RefSeq names its product collectin subfamily member 12 (gene COLEC12). Lineage: Eukaryota; Metazoa; Chordata; Aves; Falconiformes; Falconidae. The coding region runs from base 264 to 2492 and encodes 742 amino acids. Gene Ontology annotation, molecular function: pattern recognition receptor activity; low-density lipoprotein particle binding. The record is from RefSeq and is a predicted model, not a curated record. The transcript is spliced from 10 exons.
CGCGGCUCCGCGGGGCCGGGCCGCGCCGCGCGGGGCUGGCGGCGAGAGCGCGGUGCCGCCGGCGGCCGAGGAGCGACGGCGAGCGGCGGCGGCGGCAGCGGCAGCGGCAGGGGCUGCGCACCAGGGCCCGCGGCGGGGGCGCGCCCGGCCCCCGGCAUGGCCCGGUAGUAGGCAGGGAGCGCCGCCCGCCCGCCCGCCCGCCGCGCCCGGCGGCAGCCCCCGCCGCGCCCCGUCCGUCCUAUGUGACCCGCCCAGGCGCCAAGAUGAAAGACGAUUUUGCAGAGGAGGAAGAGGUGCAGUCCUUUGGCUACAAGAGGUUUGGUAUUCAGGAGGGGACUCAAUGUACCAAAUGUAAAAAUAACUGGGCACUGAAGUUUUCCAUCAUCUUAUUAUAUAUUUUAUGUGCCCUGUUAACAAUCACAGUAGCCAUUCUGGGAUACAAAGUUGUAGAAAAAAUGGACAACGUGACAGGUGGUCUGGAAACAUCCCACAGAAGAUAUACAGAAAAGCUUACAGAGGUGGAGAGUGAUCUGAAGAAACUAGAUGACCAAGCUGGACAAAAAGCCAUGAAUACUAACACUGAACUCUCCAGCUUCAGAUCUGACAUUCUAGCUCUUCGUCAGCAGCUUCAUGACAUUGCAGAGAAAACUACCAGAAACAAAGAUACACUGGAGAAGCUGCAAGAGUCUGAAAAUGUAUUAGAUGAUAGACAGAGCCAAAUGAGAAGUGCCUUAGAUAGUAACUCUUUCAUGAUCAUCAGUGUCAAUAAGACUCUUCAAGCAUAUACUGGCUAUAUCAACAAUCUUCAACAAGACACAACUAAUAUCCAAACAAACUUGCAAAACCAAGUGCAUUCUCAUAAUGUGGUCAUCAUGAACCUGAACAACUUAAACCUGACACAAAUACAGCAAAGAAAUCUUAUCAGUGUCCUGCAGAAGUCAAUGGAAGAUACAAGCUUGGCUAUUCUAAGAAUCAAGAAUGACUUUCAAAAUCUGCAGCAGGUUGUCCUUCAAGCCCGGAAGGACACUGACUGGCUUAAGGAGAAAGUACAAAAUUUACAGACUUUGGCCGCCAACAACUCAGCAUUGGCAAAAGCUAACAAUGAUACACUUGAAGACAUGAACAAUCAGCUCAGCUCCUUCAGUGGACAAGUGGAAAACAUCACCACAAUUGCCCAAGCCAACGAACAAAAUCUGAAGGAUCUCCAGGAACAGCAUAAAGAAUAUGAAAACAGAACUUCUGCCAAAUUCAACCAGCUAGAAGAGAGGUUCCAGGUCUUCGAAACUGAUAUAGUCAAUAUCAUUAGCAACAUCAGCUACACUGCUCAUCAUCUACGGACACUGACUAGCAAUCUCAAUGAGGUCAGGACAACUUGUACAGACACCUUAAGUAAACAUUCGGAUGAGCUUAUUUUUAUGAACAGCACACUAGCCAAUGUUCGCUUAGACUCUGCAUCUCUCAAGAUGCAACAGGAUUUGAUGAGGUCAAGGUUAGACGUUGAAGUUGCUAAUUUGUCGGUAAUCAUGGAAGAAAUGAAGCUGGUAGAUUCCAAACAUGGCCAGCUCAUCAAGAACUUCACUAUCCUACAAGGCCCUCCUGGUCCAAGGGGACCUAAAGGUGACAGAGGCCCUCAAGGCCCUCUUGGCCCUGCUGGCCUAAAAGGACAAAAAGGAGAGAAAGGGGAGCCCGGACCACCAGGACCUGCAGGUGAGAAGGGCCCACCUGGGCCAGCUGGGCCACCAGGAGAAAAAGGAGGGAAAGGUUCAAGAGGAUCGCCUGGCUCCAAAGGUCAGAGAGGUUCUCCUGGCAAGACGGGUCUGCCUGGACCAAGUGGAGACCCAGGGCCACCAGGUCCACAAGGCAAAGAUGGUCCACCUGGGCUACAAGGCCCACCAGGAUUUCAAGGCCUGCAAGGAACUGUGGGAGAGCCAGGGGUACCAGGACCUCGAGGACUACCUGGGCUACCCGGAGUCCCUGGGCUGCCUGGCCCAAAGGGCCCACCUGGCCCACCAGGGCCUCCAGGGCCGGGGAUGCCGAUGGCACUACAAAGUGAACCUACGUCGGUGCCGGAGGCUAAUGGUUGUUCUCCUCAUUGGAAGAACUAUACAGAAAAGUGCUACUACUUUUCAAUUGAAAGAGAAAUUUUUGAAGAGGCAAAGUUAUUCUGUGAAGAGAAGGCAUCACGCUUGGUCAUCAUAAACAACAAAGAGGAGCAGCAAUGGAUAAAAAGACAGAUUUUGGGGAAAGGCAGCUUCUGGAUUGGACUAACGGAUUCAGAGAAGGAAAAUGAAUGGAGAUGGCUGGAUGGAUCCUUACCAGUUUACACAAACUGGAAAACCGGGCAACCUGAUAACUGGAGUCAUGGGCAUGGGCCAGGGGAAGAUUGCGCUGGGCUGAUCUAUGCUGGGCUCUGGAAUGACUUCUACUGUGAAGAUGUUAACAAUUUCAUUUGUGAAAAAGACAUGGACAAAGGGCAAAUAUUUGGAGUGUAAUAGGCUGUGACUUUACAGAUACCUACAUAUUAUGGAAAUUUACUUAAAGAAGAAGAAAAUCCUGGGAGAGAGCAACAUUGCCUACCAAAAUUGAAAAAAACAAACAAACAACAACAACAAAAAAACAACCAACAGAAGCAAGCGCUGAAAACUGGUUUAAAUGCAUAAAGUAAUUCAGCAGCAACUCCUCUCCAGCAUCAUGCAAUUAUUCAAGGCCUUUCAACUCACAGCAUCAGGAAAUACCGUUGGACUAAAUCUGUUACAAAAUUUUCUUUCCAACCGUAACCACAUACAUAAGCAACUUGUGUCUUCUGAGAAAAGACAUUCUGUCAAUCUGAGUAAGACUGUUGGUCACCCAUAUAGAAAAACAUAUAAAGUAACUGUGUAAACAGUAUGUUUCAUCUGUUAAAAUCCCAAAUGUAGGAAAAUUAUACAGAUACACGAAUAUAUAGAUUUAUAUAAAUAUAUAUAUAUAGUCCAACUCUUAUCAAUAAUAUGGAAUAUACUUUUAAGAGCUUUUAAAACUUUGUAUUUUUGUACAAAAUAUUUGCUUUUUACAAUUGUUCUCUUUUUUACUGACUUUUUUUACAAAUAUAGUGCACAGGGGCCAAAGAAAACAAUAAAGGUACUAAUAAUUCAUUAAGGUUUGCUGUCAGGCCUAGCUCAGCUAUAGAGAAAUAUUUUCCCAGUUAGAAAUGUUUGUACUUUCCCAGAUGGUUUUUCUGGUAAAUAACUUUUUAAGCAGAUUUUAGAUAGUGUUUGCCUUAUUAUAUGCAGUCUGGUCUGCAUGUAUAACAAUUGACUAAGGACUAGAUACUCAGAGCUCUGAUCACAGCCAGUGUUCCAUCAAGGUACUAUGCAAAGACCAUGUUAAUAAAAACUUUCCCUUCCUUCCUUCCUUCCUUCCUUCCUUCCUUCCUUCCUUCCUUCUUUGCUGCCUGCCUGCUUUUUCCACCUGCCUGCCUUCUUUCCUGUCUGCCUGCCAUCCUGCCUGCCUUCGUGCCUGCCUUCUGCUCAUGAGAAAACGCCACAGAAGUAAAUCACCAGCUUUUAAGAAUGACUUUGAAAUGUUUCCAUUCUUCCUUCUCACAGGGAAUUCUACCCCAGUAGGUGCUAGCCAUAUUGCAAGUCAAGCCCAGAUGAAAUAUUUUAUGAAAACUGAAACAAAGGAGCUGCACACACUAAAAUGUUUCUUUUUAAGACAUUUCAAAAUUUGGUGAGAAAAAAUAGGCCAUACUUGGAAAUGUCUAAUCAAUUUGCAUUCUCCAAAGUGCUUUGUAAAUUGGCAUCUCUGUUUUCUUGGACCAGUACUUCUCUCCCAAACAUACUAGAAAAUAAAAUGUGCUGCAAAACAGAAGGCAGUGUGGCUAAUGAGAUGAUAUCAUCAUCCAGCCAGUUUCCUCCAUGGUCCCAUGAGCCGUUGUCUAGGCAGCAGUGCUGCUUAUCAGGAAUUUAAAAAAUUAGCAACCAGUUAAAGUUCAUUAGCAGAAACCCUUGUUUCAGUUCCCAGGUUUUGUGCUCUGCAUGGCCACAUGCUAUACCACAAAGGAAGUUGUUUUGCCUUCUUGGGAAGGAGAGUUGUUUUUCCAUUGCCUUCUGACCUGCCGUUUACCUUGGCCGAUGCAGAUAAGUUUGCUGAAAUACUCCAGCUCUGUUGGAAAGAGACAAGAUUUUGUACUUCAGAUGUUCAAGUAUUGCUUCUAAUACCAACUAAUAAAAGACUGCUGCUUUCCUAUAUCCUACAUUCCCUCCAGUGUUCAUUCAGGGGGGAUGGCUUUUUGAUUUAAACUAAUUUUCUUACUGAAAAUGUGCAAAAUGAUGCAUUUGGGAAUCUUUCCUGUGGAGCAUAUUAGAUAUGAGACAGGAAAAACAUGAAAAUUGCAUGUUUGAUUAAAAUUGAAAGGUUUGUGUAUUGCAGCUGCAGAAACUACAUGUUGAAGGCAGGGCUUUUCUUCAGUCUGGAUUUCCUGACACUUUUCUUUUGGCUUUUUCAUCAGGUUUUGAAUACAAUAUGAUUCUGCCAUACACGCUGUCAUGCUGUACCUAGAAGUUGUGUGUAGAUACAUGCUGUAGUGUUUACAUAUAUAUUUGCACAGUGCCCGUGGAGAUAAUGUUAAACUGCUAUUUCUGGAUAACGGGGUGCAAAACUGUUACUUUGUACACCCAGAGACCCUCACAAAUCCUGGUGAGUGGAGCUUCACAGAGCCACACUGAAUUAGAAACACUGUUUUGAAUGUUUGCUUAUUUAGGUGAAAUAAGCCCAUUCUGAGCAUCUGCCACGUUAAAUGAUGUUCUUCCUGCUUUUUACUGAUGUGAUAGACUUCUGUUGACAAAAGAAGUUAAUGAGAAACCUCUGUGUAAGCCCUUAGCUGUACUGCUUCCUUACCCCAAUUUCAUCCUCCUCUUACUUCAGCAGUAGCAGUGGUGGUACGUAUCAAGAUGAGAUGAUCCAAAGUCAUCUAGUGUCCUCCAGUCGCUCUAAAGAGAUUUUCUGCACAGUGGUGAUCAAGAGCUAUAGCUGUGCUUACACCUGCACAAGGUUACAGAAAUGGCUGUUUAGCAGGGGUAGCUGCUUAGUUCGUUGAAAACUAGCACAGCAGCUAUGCUAAACUACAAGCAGUCGGAUGGCCUUAGCAUGGAAAUAACUACUGAACUAGCACAGUUUACGGACGCACCAUGUUUAUGGAUUAAAUACUCAUUUCAAAGAGAAUUUCUGUACUAGAUUGUAAUUAUCUAUAAUAAUACUCUAAUUGUCCACCUUUAACAGAGAAACAAAAUGUGCCUGGGCUCAAACUCUGUUCACAUUUGAAGCAAAGCAUGUCGCAUUAGGCAAAGCUAGCUGGAGAAGGAUGCUGCAGUUGUGUUCCUGGCGUGUCCAGUCAUCCUUAAAAUCUGGCCUGGCUGGGCUGAGAUAGACCUUCCUUGUGACCCAGUAUUCCCGCAGGAGGGAAACGGAGGUUUCAAAUGGCAACAAAGACAGACAUCGCUGGAAGGACCAGAGGAGUGUUACAGAGCUCAGGAGCGUGUCACAGAAAGGAGAGAUUGGCAGGGGUGCAAGCAGGACACCAGGAAGGGCCAAGAAACUGUCAUGAAAGUCAGAGUUGCCACACAGGGUCUGGAAAACAUCCCCUUUAAAUCUGCUUUCUGUAUAGUUUGAGCGAUAAUGCAGGUUGUAUGGAAAGCUUUAAGCGAUAGGAAAUUAUUUUGUCCCAGCUCGAGUUUUGGCUUUCCUUCUUAUGCACAAAUACUGUAACUUGGCAUACUGCGUGCACAUUUCCAUUGUCCUUUUUCUUGCUUCCCAUCAAACUAAAUGCAAAUUCUUAUACCCUGGCAAGCACUGGGACUGUGGCAAGAAGGGGAGGGGAAGGCAGAGAGGGUGCAAAGGCAUUGUGAUUUACAUCCAGUGCUGGAUUUCUUAAUGGCAUUUCUGACUUGUUUCAUUAAUUUAUUUGGAAACACCUUCAGCUGAUUAGAGCUUAUAAAUCUCAAACUCUCAUCCCUUUUGAUGUCUAUAAAUAAUACCUGCAAAUGUUCCAAUAAAGGAAGCACUACGUGGA